AUGAAUCGAUUACUUCUCAUCAUAAGUCUUACCCUCUUCUUCCAUGUCAAAGCCCAAAUCACUUCCCGUUCGGAUUCAGCUACCCUCAAACCAGUCCAUCGAGGCCUUCCACUAAUCCUCGGAAUCGUCUUGACUAUGCUGUUUAUAACAUUUUUCGUACUUGCCUACGCAAAGUUCUGCGGGAGAAACCAAAAUAAUUUCUUAGGCCGUUAUCUCCAUCGCCAGAAUUUUCAUGGACUUAUUCGAUCAAGUUCUAGGUUUUCUGGGAUUGGCGAAGAAGUGAUCAAUUCCAUGCCCUUUUUCAGGUUUUCCUCACUUAAGGGCUCAAAAGAAGGCCUAGAAUGUGCAGUUUGCAUAUCAAAAUUUGAAGAUUCUGAUGUCCUCAGACUGUUGCCUAAGUGCAAGCAUGCAUUUCACGAGAACUGCAUAGACCAAUGGCUAAAGAGUCACUCUAGCUGUCCUCUUUGCAGAUACAAGAUAGAUCCUAACGAUGUCAAGAGCUUCACUUACUCAAGCAGUUGGAGGCACAUGCAAAAUCCUUCAAAUCUAGCAGAGGAUCCUAAUCUUGAGAUCUUUGUCGAAAGAGAGCAUGAUCGUCAAGUUUCAUCAUGUUUUAACCCAGGAAGCAGCUUUCAAAUUAGCAAUGACAACAGCAAAAAGGAAGAGUUGCUGGUUCAAGCAGGUGGUAACGCUGAUGAUAACAAGAAACUUUUUCAUAAAUUCAUGCACAAGAUCACCAUUUCAGAUGUUCUUAUCAAGAGUCGAUGGAGCGAUGCUAAUUCUUCAGAUUUGUUGUCCCUGAACACUGAGAUGCUUGGAGUCAUGUCAAGCAAUAGAUUUUCUCCUAUGAAAUCAAGUAGUGCUAGAUUCUACAAUGGCUUGUCCAGGGUUGAAAAUUUAGAGAAGGUUAAGGAUGAUACAGAAAGAAAGAGAUUGUUCGAGCCCCAGUUUGCUGCUGUUGACAGAAGUAAUUCUGUUCCAAGCUCAAGCUUAAAUUCGUCAAAUAUGCUUAAUCCUGUGGGGAAGAGGUCAAUGUCUGAGAUCACAAUUUUUUCAAGGUUCAGACAGCUAAGUGCAAAGAAAAAAAUGAAAGAAUCUGCAUCCCCAAGGAAUGGAGGAAAAGAUGAGAGGAUCAGGAUGCUUUGGCUGCCAAUAUCACGGCGAACAAUACAAUGGUUUGCCGGUCGAGAAAGAAACUUACGACAAUUAGAGUACGAAAGACAAGCAUCAAAUGUGUGA
Molecule: messenger RNA, 1239 nt
Organism: Populus euphratica (Euphrates poplar)
Lineage: Eukaryota; Viridiplantae; Streptophyta; Magnoliopsida; Malpighiales; Salicaceae
Product: putative RING-H2 finger protein ATL12
Exons: 1
Coding region: 1-1239 (412 amino acids)
Source: RefSeq, a predicted model, not a curated record